AUGAAGAUAAGGAAGAAGCUAAUUUCCGCUUCUUCAAACCUUCUAAAAUUGCCCUGACAAGUAAAACUUGCGAAGUGUUUCGUAUCACCAAGGAUUCUUCAUAAAACCCAGAAUUACGGCUUCGCCAGAAGAAAUAGAAAAGAAAAAUCUACAAAUUCUCAAACUUCCAAAGAUACUUGGAAUAGCCAAGAAGAAAUCGCUGAGAAAAGAUGGAAGGAGAUUGAAAAGCAGUUGGAUAUUUUCUCUGAGACAUACUUGUUCCCAGAAUUUCCUGAUCGAGCGCCAAAGCGUCACACACCAAAACACCCAAUAAGAUUCGAUAAAAAUAAUGAGUACAAAAUCUUCGAUUUGACUUCAUUGUUAUCAAAAGCAGAUAUGUCUUAUAAGCUCACAUUCAUGGCACUAUACUGUGUAUCAAGUGGGCUUUUCACCUCCAACUUGUACUUGAUGAGCCAGAUAGGGCCAAUGAUUGCUCCGGCAAUCAAGUCACUCUUGUAUUACUUCUUCGGAAUUAGAAAAGGACUUAAUUUCCUCAUUGCCAAAUAAAAACCUUGACUACACCAUCAUCACUGGAAUGUACCUUAAAAAUGGAAAGCAAGUGAGAAUAAAAACAAUUGCUGAAGAAAAGACACUCGAAAUAAAAGAUAUCUGCCUACUCCUAGAUCAUGGACCUCAAAAAGUAGUCAAAAGUUUGAACGAAGUUAAUAUGCCUCUUAUUGUCGCUGGUGAGCAAAUUUACUUGCUAAAGAUCAUUAACCCAGAUAUAAGAUAUGUUGAUGUCUUCGUAAGCAUCAUACUAGGUGUAGAGCUAAAUACAAAAUAAUCGAGAGACUU
Messenger RNA from Moneuplotes crassus, 834 nucleotides. NCBI's taxonomy places the organism in Eukaryota, Ciliophora, Spirotrichea, Euplotida, Euplotidae. The record is from the annotation of a GenBank genome assembly.